This is a messenger RNA of Trichoderma asperellum CBS 433.97, 201 nucleotides long. The record is from RefSeq and is a predicted model, not a curated record. Lineage: Eukaryota; Fungi; Ascomycota; Sordariomycetes; Hypocreales; Hypocreaceae.
AUGCUCCUUGGUAAAGAAGGCAUUGAUUUAAAUGCUAAAGAUCGUCAUGGCCAAACGCCACUAUGGUGGGCAGCUGCAAAUGGAAACAAAGCUAUUAUCCAACUUAUUAGUAACCAGACUGGCGUUGAUAUCAAUGCUAAGAAUUCGUUUAGCCAGGCGCCUUUACUAUGGGCAGCCCGCAAUGGGAAUGAAGCCAUAGUG